GGGAAGUUCCGAAGGCAAGGGAUGGGGGGGUGGUUGAGGAAGACGACGAGGCUAUGGUGCACAGGCUGCGCGGGUCACGUGCGGCGUCACAUGCAAUGGAUGCUGCCACCGAACUUUGGAAGGACGACACACGAUUCUGGAACGAGACACAGGGGAGCGCCAUAAUGAAGAUCAUCCAAGAAGCGCGCGUGUAUCUCGUGGCAGUGGCGCAGGGAGUGCAGCGUCCAGCUAUUCGACAGAGCAUCUCCCUUCCACACAACAUCAUCCCCCAACACAAAAUCGAGGAUGAAUCGGAGUUUAAUGUGGAGAAAGAGAGGGCGUUGAAGGUGCAGACAAUCUCGCUUAGGGCGAUCCACGGUUGGGUCUUCAAGUCCGAGAGUAGACAAAGGGGGUAUCACUUUGCGUACCAGUACGUCUUGAAUUACUCAGCCACUGACAUCACUAGAGCGGUAUGGUCAGCAGAGGACUGGCGCACUUUGGUUAGCCCGACGUUAUUCCGCACCAUACUGGACGUGGAUAUGAAGUUGCCUUUGUGGUUCGUCGGUGCGAACAUAGUGGACAGACAUGAGGACGACGAGUGCGCGGCUUACCAGGAAACUUAUGUUCAGCGUCUGGUGCGAGAUUUUACUAGCGCAGUGGGCACGACCGAAGCGAUGGACGACGACCGUGUAUCGGACGAGCGUUUGAAGGCUAUGGCAGAGGCGAUGAGGUACUUGCUGGCCGCAACAAUGUGGAUAAUGCGAAUGGCAGGGGACGAUCCAAGAUCUCAUUACGACGCUUGGGUUUUCGUGCAACUCUCUGCGAAGACGACGCUGCUUGCGUCCAUGAACCGUGAAUUCGCCGCCCGCCGCCACAUCAUGCAAGCCGCGCAAGUGAUGACGGACAAGUUGGGGAGACCACCUCCGACCUUGUCCCUGCCACCUAUCUACAUCCCUGAUUGGGCGUCAAAGUGCGGAGUCAAUUUCUCGCACGACGCGACGUUCGCCUCCCCAAUGGAGGCGAAAAGGUUGGAUUGGCUGGGGACAGGCCCCCCUGAGGACGAGGAUGAGGACGACGACGUUACUGACAAACGCCAGGGGGGGUGAUGCUCAUGACAUCGCGAGAGGGAAGGGGAUGACGCCGUCACUUCUCUGACGACGGCAUAAAACUCAAGCAGUCACUCCACGCCAAGCGGAAAGU
Chara braunii is the source of this 1179-nucleotide messenger RNA. Lineage: Eukaryota; Viridiplantae; Streptophyta; Charophyceae; Charales; Characeae. The record is from the annotation of a GenBank genome assembly.